AUGGAGGGCUGGAGAGACCAUCUCCACUUCUCUUUCUUGGGUGAACAUGUUCUGUUACCCAACUUACAUGUCGACUCGCUCUGGAAGUUCGUCAUUGCAUCUAUCUUGGCCAUAGUGGUCUGUGCGACUGAAAGACUUCUCACCUAUGCAAUCACGAAACAAUGGGGUCCAACGAGCAUACGACAGUCUCGCAUGCGCACUGCUUUGUGGAGGGCUUUUCUAUAUUGGUUUGUCACAUUUGACAGAUUAAUGUACAUGCUAAUAGCUAUGACCUUCAAUGUUGGAUUAAUAACUGUCACAGUUACAACGCUUUCGGUCGGUCAAUUCGUCAUUGAAUACAUCGAGAUGCCAUGCAAUUCAACAUCCGACCAAGAGAAUGUCAAUUUGAAGGAACCUCUGCUAUCUUCAUCCCAAUAUGACGAACACUCAUCAGCAGAUUCCUAUCCACCGCCUAUGCCUUUCCCACAACGCCGUGCAAGGUCCAAGCCCCACAACAUCUACAUUCACCCGAGUGACUCCAACUUUGUUCGCGCGGAAGCGGCUGUAGAACAGCUUGGGCUGCCUGGCACCCCUCCGCUGACCAGCGCUAGCAGCUGGCAGGCUAACCAAGCAAGAGGCGCUACAGAUGUGUCCGGGUAA
Laetiporus sulphureus 93-53 is the source of this 639-nucleotide messenger RNA. RefSeq lists its product as uncharacterized. The coding region runs from base 1 to 639 and encodes 212 amino acids. Gene Ontology annotation, molecular function: copper ion transmembrane transporter activity. Lineage: Eukaryota; Fungi; Basidiomycota; Agaricomycetes; Polyporales; Laetiporaceae. Gene Ontology annotation, biological process: copper ion transmembrane transport. Gene Ontology annotation, cellular component: membrane. The transcript has 6 exons. The record is from RefSeq and is a predicted model, not a curated record.